Molecule: messenger RNA, 3993 nt
Organism: Carassius auratus (goldfish)
Lineage: Eukaryota; Metazoa; Chordata; Actinopteri; Cypriniformes; Cyprinidae
Product: mitochondrial Rho GTPase 2
Exons: 19
Coding region: 116-1969 (617 amino acids)
Biological process (GO): mitochondrion organization
Cellular component (GO): mitochondrial outer membrane
Molecular function (GO): calcium ion binding; GTPase activity; GTP binding
Source: RefSeq, a predicted model, not a curated record
AAGUCUGUAGCGGUGACAGUUUCUUUGGAUGUAAUGGGGCUAGCCAGAAACUAGCAGCACCGAGCUUUGAAUUGAAUUUGAAGUUUACCGAAAGUUCAAUAGAGAGCGGGUUGAAAUGAAACGCGAUGUCCGGAUUCUGAUGUUGGGGGAACCCAAAGUGGGAAAGACCUCUCUCAUCAUGUCUCUGGUUGGAGAGGAGUUUCCCGAGAAGGUUCCUCUCCGAGCAGAAGAGAUCACCAUACCAGCCGACGUCACGCCUGAGAAAGUGCCCACACAUAUAGUCGACUAUUCAGAAAGUGAACAGUCUGAUGAAGUUUUGCGGGAGGAAAUCGUGAAGGCCAAUGUUGUGUGUGUGGUUUAUGAUGUCACACAAGAGGAAACCAUUGACAAGAUCAGGACUAAGUGGAUCCCGCUGGUGAACGGUGGUGCUGAGAAAGGAAACAAGAUUCCCAUCAUCCUCGUGGGCAACAAGUCCGACCUGCGCUCCGGCAGCUCCAUGGAAACCAUCCUGCCAAUCAUGAACCAGUUUUCAGAGAUUGAGACCUGUGUAGAGUGCUCAGCUAAGAAUCUGAAGAAUAUUUCUGAGCUCUUUUAUUACGCCCAGAAGGCCGUUCUGCACCCGACUGCUCCGCUCUACGACCCUGAAGACAAGCAGCUGAAGCCGCAGUGUGUUCGAGCUCUGAGUCGGAUCUUCAGUAUCUCUGAUCAGGAUAAUGAUCACAUCCUCAGUGACGCUGAACUCAACUGCUUUCAGAAAUUAUGUUUCGGGAACCCACUGGCUCCUCAGGCUCUAGAGGACGUGAAGACAGUGGUGUGGAAGAACACCAGUGAUGGAGUCCAGGACAACGGACUCACUCUCAACGGUUUCUUGUUCUUGAACACUCUCUUUAUCCAGAGGGGACGUCAUGAAACCACCUGGACCAUCCUGCGUAAAUUCGGCUACGAUGACACGCUCGAGUUGACCGAUGACUACCUCUAUCCACCGUUACGAGUAUCGGUGGGUUGCUCGACAGAGCUGAAUCAUCUGGGUCAUCAGUUCCUCCAGAAGCUGUUUGAUAAGUACGACGAGGAUAAGGAUUCAGCGCUCUCCCCCGCUGAGCUGAAGAAUCUGUUUAGUGUUUUACCCUACAUGCCCUGGGGCCCGGAGGUGUACAGUAACGUCUCCUUAUCAGACGACAACUACAUCUCACAGCACGGGUUCUUCUGCCAGUGGAUGUUAUCCGCUUAUUUGGAUGUCCACCGGUGUUUGGAGCAUCUCGGUCACCUCGGGUAUCCCAUUCUAAUGGAGCGAGAGUCCCAGACCUCGGCCAUCACCGUAACAAGAGAAAAGGCAUUGGAUCUGGAGAAGAAACAAACCCAGCGCACCGUGUUCCUCUGCAAAGUGAUCGGUCCACGCGGAACAGGAAAGACCGACUUCCUCCAAGCUUUUCUGCAGCGGAGCACUGAGAGAAACGAGCGUGACCCCGGUCCCCCCACAAUAUACGCCAUCAACACAGUCUCAAUAGCCAAUCAGGACAAGUACCUCAUCCUGGAGGAAGUGGACGUGGAAACAGAGUUUCUAAAAGCAGCAGACGCAGCGUGUGAUGUGGCGUGUCUCAUGUAUGAUGUCAGCGACCCGGACUCCUUCAACUACUGCGCUAGUAUUUAUAAGCAGCACUACAUGGACAGUGGGAUCCCGUGUGUGGUUGUGGGCUCCAAAGCUGAUCUGAUAGAAGUCAAACAGCAUCAUGGGAUGAGCCCGUCUGAGUUCUGCUAUAAACAUCGGCUGCCUUCACCUCUCCGAUUCUCCACGCUGCUCACACACACUCACACACACAUUUACAGCAAGCUCACCUGGGCUGCCAUGUACCCGCACCUGAACGGAUCAGACAUGAGCAGCACGUCUUUCUGGCUGCGUGUGACUCUGGGAACCACAAUAGCUGCCAUGCUGGGCUUCGCUCUGUACAGAGCCUUCAGUCGACACAAAUGAUGCAGACACUCGCGUUCUCUCACAAUACAUGCAGAUAAACACACACUCACUCGUUUCCUGCGCUCUGUCUUGGCCUUACUGAGUCACUGUGGCUUAACAAGGGCAUGAAGCUCUACUAGUUACAGUGACGAUAACACAAUUAAGCAGAUGUUUGUUUGUUUCUUCUCAGCUGGACUAAUGUAUUGCACAUGCUUUGCUUUUAUUACAAAAAGUUCCCGAUCUUACUGUUUGACUGACAUCUGACAUUUUUUUCAUCAUGUUUUGAGGGGAACAAUAUCAAGAAAUGAUUUCAAAGGUUACGUUUCGGAUUGUAUAGAAUAGCUUGGGAAGUCAGUGUGGAUCGUAAAUAUAUUCCAUGUGAAUUCAUAUUCUGUUUCUGAAGUGUGUGUUCAAAGGCAACUCAACGUCGAGGUCGGUUUUUGAGUUUUACCUCAAAAACAUAGUAUAGGAAAUGCACUUAAAUGUAAUUUAUCAUUCCCCCUCUCAAAAUGUUCUGGGUUAAAUAGAAAUUAAAGGAGUAUUUCAUUAACUGACAACUGACUCCAACUCAGGCCAUCCCAAGAUGUUCUGUAUAUUUGGCAAAAAUCUAGCAUCGCUCAUUAAUGGAUGCUCUGAAGUGAAUGGGUGCCGUCAGAAUGAGAGUCCAAAUAGUUGAUAAAAACGUCAUGAUAAUCCACACCACUCCAGUCCAUCAGUUAACAUCUUGUGAAACAAAAAGCUGUAUGUUCGUAAUAAAUCUGGGAACCAUUAUUUCUGGCCGAAAUAUGAGUCCAUAAUCUAUUAUAACGCUUCCUCCAAUGAAGAAGUCUAUUCUCUGUUGUCCUCUCAUCAAAAUCCACCCACAUAUUUCAUUAGACCUCUUUUGGACUGUAAACAGUGUUUAAACUAAACAUAUUUCUCCCAUGAUUCAGACGAGAUUUGUUUUUCACAAGAGAAAGCAAAAAUAUAUUAAUGAUAUACAAGCAUGCAUUAGUUGUGGAUUAUUGUGAUGUUUUUAUCAGCUGUUUGGACUCUUAUUCUGACGGCACCCAUUCACUGCAGAGGACCCAUUGGUGAGCAAGUGAUGCAAUGCUACGUUUCUUCAAAUCUGUACUGAUAAAGAACUGAGGAUAAGUACAUUUUCAGCAGAUUUUUCAUUUGAGUGACCCAUUCCCUUCAAUUUUAGUUGAAUGCUACAGAUUUCAGCCGAAAGCAUUUAAGUGCAUCUUCUAAAUUGGCCGAAUUAAAGCAAAAUAAGCAUCGGUCCCCAUUCAUUUCCAUUUCAUAUUCCACAGAUUGACAUUUAUAUGUUUGGACCACGACUGACAAAUAAAUGUAUGUGUUACUUUUUAAAGACAGCCAAGGCAAAACCCAUUGAUGAUUUUGAGAAUAGUUCAACUGGACCGAAACUUGCAGAAUCUUGCUUUUCUGUUCGCCUAUAUUGAUUGUAGAGAUGAAUGAUUUCUGAUUGUUUAAAAUUGCAGUAAGGAUGGAUGGUGUUAAAGUGUAUUUUAAAUAAUAUUUUAGUAACAUAAAUUGCUCUGAUGAUAUUUAGAGCCCUCCUGUAUAGUUACAAAAACCAGAUAACCAGUUUGAAUACAGUUACUUCAACCAUUAUAAUGGACUGAAAUGGUCAGGAUGGAAAGUUAAGGAUGGCCUGGAUUACUGUAUUUAUAAUAUUGUCCGAACUUGAUUUAUCUUGAAAACAUUGUGAGCAUGUUAACUUUUAUUUCAGCCUAAAAGCAAACCCUAAAGCCAGUUUCAGGGCUGAGGUCUUUCUUGCUCAUUCACGUUGAAUUUGCAUGUGAAGAUACUCCUUCAAAAAGGAAAAUUAAACUUUGGCGGUCCUAAUUUCCUGGUUUAAUUUUCAUAAUUCCUAUAUUUUGUUCAGUAUUAAUGGCCAGUAUUAACUUGCCCUAAAAUCCCCCUGGCCCAUGUCUCAUCAGCCUCAGUCUUCCAGUUUCAACAUCAAAUGAGAUGCUUGGAUUGAAGCCUGUAUGUUCUAAUAGAAAUAUUUUGUAAUAAACUAGCUUUUUUUCUGGUGA